GCCAUUUUUAUCUUUGCAAGAGAACGAAGCAUGAUGUUCUGGGCAGAUUCAAUAUGCAUUAACCAGGCAGACUAUUAUGAGCGCGGCCGACAAGUCCGACUCAUGAGUUCAAUAUAUCGUUCGGCGGAGAUUGUUGCAGUUUGGCUUGGCCCAGCCGCACAUGAAAGCGAUCUCGCGUUCAUUAAAAUGAAGGAAUGGAAGGCGAGCUUCGACAGACUAAAAGAACAGUUCAAUGGCUCCGAGGAGUUAGCAGUCACAAGCAUCUCUGCGAAUGACGAUUUCUAUUUUGGUCCGCAUGGCUCGGAACAACAGAAGGCACUGGAGGCAUUACGCAUGCUAUGUCGUCGACCUUGGUGGGGAAGAGCAUGGAUUGUACAAGAGGGAACUAUUGCCAACCCUGCUCGCACGGUAUUAUUUUGCGGAAGCCGUAGCAUUGACUGGACCUAUUUACGAGCAGCCCUUCAGAUCCACCAUCACAUCACACACUAUCAAAGUUUUGGCAUGAGUACUGAUUUCAGCGAUGCCAUGGCCACCCGUCUUGAUAGCUUUCGACGAGAUAGGGAAAAUGGAGUUAAUAUUCGAUUAUUGCAAGUCCUUGGACUUAUUCGAGCAUACGAGUGCAAAGAUCCUCGCGACAAGCUGUAUGCCGCUCUAGGAAUGGCCAUGGACGUGAAUGAGGAUGAUAUCAUUCCAGAUUAUACAAAGCCACUUUCAGCAGUCUAUGUUGAUGUCGCCAAAUUUUGCAUCUCAAAAUCAAACACCCAUCGUCUAGAUUUCCUAGGAGAGGUACUAAGAUCAGCACCAGGAACUGUAUUCGAAUACCAACAUGAGAGAUUACUACCAUCCUGGACACCGGAUUGGACUUUCCGCGCAUCCUUUCAUCCUCUUGAAAAGGUGUUAGACCCGUAUAAGUAUGGAGCAAGUGGUUAUGCCUAUAACGCUAGCAAGGGGUCUAAUGGACACUGCUACAUCGAUGAGGCACAUCUAUAUGUCCAGGGAUCAGUGCUUGAUCAUAUAAUUCGAGUAUCAAGUAUAUGCCAGUGGAAUCUAGCUGCAGGAGGCAUUCAAGCUGAGCGAUCAUGGAUACCAGAAGACCCGAGCGAGCAUUAUUUCACUGGAGAGACAGUAAUGCAAGCUUUCAAUCACACUAUAGUAGCCGAUAUAGGACGACGAAACCUCGAAAACGAUUCUGAGCUUUCACGAGGAUUUGCCUUCAAUUGGGAAUUAGCCAAUCGGGAUAGUAACAACAUGUCUGCUGAAGAUCGCCAAAUGCAAAGCUGGAUGCUUGCUGAUGCAAAAAUAACGACAUUUGGGAGAAGAGUGUUUGAAACGAGUCGGGGAUUUAUCGGAUUGGGACCAGCAGCUGCCCAAGUAAAUGACCAAGUUUGCCUUCUCCUAGGUGGACAAGUUCUCUACGUGUUGAGAAUUUGUGAGGAUAAUCACCCCGAGUUUGUUGGUGAGUGUUAUGUGCACGGUAUGAUGGACGGUCAAGCUUGCGAGGACGAAUUAUUCGCAAUUAGGGACAUAGUACUCGUGUGACCGAGG
Molecule: messenger RNA, 1545 nt
Organism: Bipolaris sorokiniana ND90Pr
Lineage: Eukaryota; Fungi; Ascomycota; Dothideomycetes; Pleosporales; Pleosporaceae
Exons: 1
Coding region: 31-1539 (502 amino acids)
Source: RefSeq, a predicted model, not a curated record